AUGGGAUCGAACAAGAGGAGCAUGUACUCGUACAAGUUCAAAGAUCCUAAAUUAGACAGUCUACAAGAAUUGGUUUCUCAGCUUCAUCCAGUCUACAAGAUCAACUUUGGGAAGGAUUAUGGCAAUCUGCUCAGUCUCUUGAACAAAGAAGCAGGCCCACUGGUACUUUUGACCUUGGCCCAGUUUUAUGAUUCGCCAAUGAGAUGUUUCACCUUCCAGGAUUUUCAAAUAGCACCAAUGUUGGAGGAAUUUAAACAUCUUGCUGGUAUUCCCAUAAAAAACAAACUGCCAUUUAUGGGUGUCGAAGGGACCUUGGAACAUGAAGUUAUAGUCGCUGCCCUUCACAUGCAUAAGAAGGAGGUUAUUGUGAACAUGGGAGUGAAAGGAAAUACCAAAGGGUUUCCACUAAAUUUUCUUAUAGAGAGAGCUUACACCUUGUUGGAAGCCCAAAGCUGGGAGGCUUUCUACGCUACUAUUUCCUUGGCUAUUUAUGGAAUCGUUUUGUUCCUAAAUUUCGAUGAUUUCGUAGACAUGACUUCCAUUGGCAUCUUACUCACGAAGAAUCUAGUGUCUAGCCUUCUUGCUGAUGUGGGUCCUUUUGUGGAUCAGAAGGAUGCUAGUUGGCCCCAGAGGUUGGGAUCACUUCGCUUCAGCGAUAUUUCCUGGUACUCUAGGGAGUAUGAUGGUACAGAAACCAUAUCCAGUUGUGGGGGCUUCCCCAACAUACCACUUAUUGGUACUCGAGGUUGUAUUAAUGCUAAUCCAGUCUUAUCCAUGAGACAACUUGGGUACCCAAUGGAGGAACCCCCUGAGGAGAAGUUUUUGGAAGCCUUUUUGCUGCAUGACCUGGGAGUUGAGAAUCCGACUUUGUUUGCAAGAAUCAAGAAGGCAUGGGAAAAGGUCAACAGGAAAGGUAUGGUAGACCUAGGAAAGAAUAAUUGCAUCACCAAAGAGCCAUACUUUCAAUGGAUAAAAGAAAGAGUAAGAUCAAUCAAGAUGCCUUUCAAAAUAGAGACGUAUGGUCCUCUUCCCGAGCCUAAACCUAUUCAUCUCCCAAUUGAGGAGGCAGAAGGACUCCGAGCUUCUUUAGAGAAACUUACAAAGGAAAAUGAAGAGCUACUGAAUAACCUACACCUGGUCACUAAUGAAAAGAAUUAG
Messenger RNA from Lathyrus oleraceus (garden pea), 1158 nucleotides. RefSeq lists its product as uncharacterized. The transcript has 2 exons. The coding region runs from base 1 to 1158 and encodes 385 amino acids. The record is from RefSeq and is a predicted model, not a curated record. Lineage: Eukaryota; Viridiplantae; Streptophyta; Magnoliopsida; Fabales; Fabaceae.